Andrographis paniculata is the source of this 1995-nucleotide messenger RNA. RefSeq names its product wall-associated receptor kinase-like 14. The record is from RefSeq and is a predicted model, not a curated record. NCBI's taxonomy places the organism in Eukaryota, Viridiplantae, Streptophyta, Magnoliopsida, Lamiales, Acanthaceae. The transcript is spliced from 3 exons. Gene Ontology annotation, molecular function: protein kinase activity; ATP binding. Gene Ontology annotation, biological process: protein phosphorylation. Bases 18 to 1937 code for a protein of 639 amino acids.
UUCAUACAUCCUUAAACAUGAACCCCAAAUCUCCGAUUCCAAUCCUCUUUCUCGCCAUAUUCUUUCUUCCCUGUCGAUCAUCGGACGGAGGCGGCGGCGGCGGCGGUUGCAACCAAACCUGCGGCGGCCGGACGCUUCCUUUCCCGUUCGGAUUUUCCGCCGCCUGCCAUAUCCGCCUGAAUUGCUCCUCUGACGCGGCGGUCCUCGCCGCCGGAUUCCCCGUCCAAUCCAUCUCCGGCGACACCGUUCUGAUCAACCUCCCGCCGAUCUGCGGCCGCCCCGUGGAGGAGCUCCGCCGCCUCUUCACACAAAACUACGCGCCGACGUCGCGCAACGCCGUCCUGUUGCAGAACUGCACGCGCCGCCCCGCCGCGUGCUUCAUCCCGACCACCGACGUCCGUACGACCUUCCAGUUGAACGACUGCGGCGGCCGGAGAAACGACAGCAUCAGUUGCUACUCUGAACCGGCGAUCAACCGGACCGGGUUCAUCGAUUACGAGAAUCUCACCCGAACCGGGUGCCGGUCGUUGUUCUCCGCCAUAUCGACGGAGGAUUUUCCGGCGGGAAGUCCGCCGUCGGUCUCCUUGGACGUUCAGAUGAUGAGAAUUGAGUGGUGGCUUUUGGGUGAUUGCCGGUGCUCCCAAAACGCGAGAUGUGUUAACGUUACGACGUCGUUGGAAGGGAAUCCGGCGGCGUAUCGCUGCCGGUGCCGGGAAGGAUUCGCCGGCGAUGGAUAUUCCGGCGGCCUCGGCUGCCGCCGGAAUGAAACCCAAAGAUGCAGCCGACCGAAGUUCAUCUCAUUACAUUGUGGACGCACCGCAAAAAUUAUACUUAUAGCAGGAGGUGUGGCAACGAUUACUUUACUCAUAGCCUUCUUCACUCAUCUCUUUUUCCUUUUUCGGAGCCAAUUGAAGCUCCGGAAAGGCGCCAAAAAACUUAAAAAAUUACGCGACGCCGCCGGAAUAUCGAUCCCCGUCUACUCCUACAAGCAAAUGGCGGAAGCCACCGGAAACUUCUCUGACGAAAAAAGGCUCGGGACCGGCGGUUACGGAACCGUGUACUCGGGAAAGCUCGACCGCGACGAAUGGGUCGCGAUCAAGAAGAUCAAGCGUCGAGACUUUUCCACUAUUCAACAAGUUGUCAACGAGAUCAAAUUAAUCUCGACCGUCCAUCACCCGAACCUCGUCCGCCUCCUCGGCUGCUGCAUCGACGCCGACGAGCAAAUCCUCGUCUACGAAUUCAUGCCCAACGGGACGCUAUUGCAGCAUCUCCAACGGGAACGCGGCGACGGGCUCCCGUGGCAAGUCCGUCUCGAGAUCGCCGUCGAGACGGCGCGAGCCGUCUCGUACCUCCACGACGACGCGGUCCGACCGCCAAUUUACCAUCGGGACAUCAAAUCGGGCAACAUAUUGCUCGAUUACAAUUUCAAAUCGAAAGUCGCCGAUUUCGGGCUGUCGAGGGCCGGGAGGAUCGACGGGUCCCACGUGUCGACGGCCCCGCAGGGCACGCCGGGAUACGGCGAUCCGCAAUAUCAUCAGCAUUUUCAGCUUUCGGACAAGAGUGACGUGUACAGCUUUGGAGUUGUGCUGGCGGAGAUCGUGACGGGGAUGAGAGCCGUCGAUUUCGGCAGGGCCGGGACCGACGUCAAUUUGGCGGCGAUGGUGGUUGACCGGAUCGGGACGGGGCGGCUCGACGAGAUUGUCGAUCCUUAUAUCGUUGGACCGCCAGACGGCGGCGACCAUGUUCGGACAAUGAAGGCUGUCGGAAAGGUUGCGGAAUUGGCUUUUAGGUGCUUAGCUUUUGCGAGGGAGAUGAGACCCUCCAUGGCUGAAGUUGCUAAUGAGCUUGAACAGAUUGGGAUGAGCCGGUGGGAUGAUGGUGAGUCGGAAACGACGUCGUAUUCGUCGUCGCCGUCGCUGGCGGAUGGACUGCAUUAGAUUGCGUUAAUAUGUGUAUGUAUGUAUAAAAAUACAAAAAGUUUAAAAAAUAAAUAUA